Malaya genurostris is the source of this 1450-nucleotide messenger RNA. RefSeq names its product GDP-D-glucose phosphorylase 1. The coding region runs from base 109 to 1086 and encodes 325 amino acids. Gene Ontology annotation, molecular function: GDP-D-glucose phosphorylase activity. The record is from RefSeq and is a predicted model, not a curated record. The transcript has 3 exons. Lineage: Eukaryota; Metazoa; Arthropoda; Insecta; Diptera; Culicidae. Gene Ontology annotation, biological process: glucose metabolic process. Gene Ontology annotation, cellular component: cytoplasm.
CAAAUCAAGCAUCAAGAAGCUCUCGUAGUGCAAUCCAAGUUGGCGGGGGCUAGUAUAAAAGAAUCGCGUAACUAACAAUUGAAUCAUAACAACCAAUCGGAUCCUACAAUGGUGGAGGCACCGCAGCGAUUGGAGGAUAUUCCAAACGUGCAGCAAAUUCUGGAAUCUCGGUGGUCUUCGUUGCACGGUCAACCGGACGGCAUCUUUCGUUACCAGCUGACAAUCGAACGCGAGCGAGUGACAGACGGAGAGUACAGAUUUCUAAUGCAGCUUAACCGCAAACGAAUGACGGAGCGUCGGAAGCCGGACAUCAUCGCCGUUUUGCAACCACCGUUCGAUCCGAACCGUUUCAAUUUCAACCGUGUCGACCCGCGAGAAGUGCUACUGGAGCUUCGAAUCGGCAAUAAUCUCAUGUCUUGUCUGGUCAACAAUAGCCCGCUAACCGAAAACCAUGUGCUGCUGGUUCCGGACCGAGAACAGAAUCUACCGCAAGUCCUCACUGAAAGCAGCUUGCAUGCGGUCGUUCGAUUAAUGCUUUCGUUGGAGGAUCGCAACUAUCGGAUAGGAUACAACAGUUCCGGUGCCUUGGCCUCGGUAAACCACCUUCAUUAUCAUCUGCUUCUCAUCCGGCAUCGGUUGUACGUGGAAAAAGCGCCGCUCACUCUCCUGGGAUCGCAUCUGUACCGACUAGACAAUCAUCCUGCCAAAGCCUACUGUUUCGUACUGGAAGAUCACGCCGACAGCAAGCCGUUCACCGCCGGAAUCAGCCGUCUGAUAAGCAUCCUACUUUCCGCCGACAUCGCUCAUAAUCUGCUGCUCACGUGGGACACCCGGCGAACCGGCCUGCGAGCGUUGAUUUACCCCCGCCUGAGGAUAUGUGAAAACAAACAGGUGUCCCCUUUUAACGUGGCCUGUUCCGAGCUGAGUGGCUUCGUGCCGCUUGGCGAUGAGUCCGAUUUUGAACGAUUAGACGAGCGUCAGCUGGAGGCGUUCUUUCGGGAGGCACAAGGCACCGACCUGUACGACCGCCUGGAUUCGCUGGUGCUACAGGGAAUGGCAAAGCAUACCGUCGGAGGCGUCGUGUGAACCACACGCUCAAACUCAAAGUAGAGACGUACGGGGGGAGGCGGACGUGGAACGAAGAAAAAGAAGGGUGCUGAAUAAAUUAUUGCGUUGGUGGGCGGCGAACGUAUGAUAAAUGGAUUUUCACCGUUUAUUGUUUUGACUUGCGGAAAACCGAAUGUUGUCACAAAUGGUAAUUUGGUGGGCGUGUGUGUGAGAAGGAUGAGUUUGUGAGUUAGGAAAGGCGAGGGGAGGCGGGCAUUAGCUUUUAAUCGUGUUUGUUUGGAUUACGAUUUGGAGGGGAUGGGUUCCGGGCUGUCAACAGAGGAUAAUUUUCGAUGGAAUAAAGAAGCUUCGGCUUUUGUGACACGGGGCUCCAUUUACCGGA